CCCGCUCCGUCACUGCGCGGCGCCGCGGCCCGGCCGGGGUCCGCCAUGGCCUCGGGGGGCGCCGCCGCCCGCGCCGCCGAGGAGCCGCCGCCGCCCGAGCCGCCCGCCGAGCAGAAGCCGCCGCCGCCGCCGCCCGCGCAGGAGGAGUUCUCCUUCCUGCCGCUCGUCCACGACAUCAUCAAAUGCAUGGACAAGGACAGCCAGGAUGUUCACCAGGUGCUGAAUGAGCUCAAGAACAAGUUCCAGGAGAUGAGGAAGCUGAUCAGCUCCAUGCCUGGCAUCGGUGUGAGCCCAGAGCAGCAGCAGCAGCAGCUGCAGAACCUGCGGGAGCAGGUCCGGACCAAAAAUGAACUGCUGCAGAAGUACAAGAGCCUUUGCAUGUUUGAAAUUCCCAAAGAAUAGGAAGGGCACAGCUCUGCUCUCCGGGUCUGAGAUACCUCCUAUCUUGGCUGAACAGGAGAGAAAGAGGUGGAAGAAGUUUGCUUUUCUUUCUUGUAUGCUUUUUCGGUCAUGUUGCUCUGAAGUUGUGUCUGAGUGGAUCACAGGCACGUCACGCUGAACCAGAACACUGUGUGCUUCACAUAUGGUGAUUACAGCAGUAUGUUCACUUUGAUCUGCUGCAGGACUGUGCAUUUAUAUAUGCAUCUGUUUCCUCUCGGGGUGGGGUUAUUUUUUGUACAUGCAAGCAGGAGACAUUAUGUUUUCUCCUUGCUAAGGGUCAAAGUACCUGGUGGUUAACUUCAACAAGAAAAAAGGGGGCAUUUUCUGCAUUUUUUCCCCUUAAAAGUGGACAAAUAUAAAGAGAGCAUAAGACAGAAGCGUGAGCUCUUUGGCCCUGCUCCUGGAAAGGGUCUCUGGGACACUUUCCAGUCUCUGUGUGUUGAAAGAGGAAUGAUUGCUUUCAAUUACUUCUGUAUUUCUCUCCCUGUUUUUUUAAACAAGUGAUGAUUGUGUCUGGGAUGAGCCAAGUAAAGAUUUAGAAAUCCCAGACUGCCCCUCUUGUGUAUUCACUGAGUGGAUGUGGGCUGAGCAGGGGCAGGAUUUUGGCAGCACAGAGGAUGUGCAUAGCCUGGGCACAGCUCCUGUGUCUUUACAUCACUUUUUUGGAAGCAGGGACUGCCAAGGAAGUGGAUUUUGGUAGGCUUUGGGUGUGUAAGUCUCCUUGGGUGAGUGUGUCUUGUAGGCAAUACGUUGUGUAUCUUGUUAAAACACAGGAGGGCAAGCAGAAUCAAAACAAAGGGCUUAAAUGAUAAGAGCUUUCAGUUAUUCCAUAUGAGAAAGCAGUCGAGCUCAACACGAUGGGUCAGUUGCACAUCCAGAGUGCCCCAGGGGCUUCCCACAAGCACAAGCAUUUGCGUGGCUUGAACGUUUGCCAGUGGCUGAUGGAAAGCUCUUGAAUGUUGUAUCACACUCAGAUGGAUCCCGGGGCUCCCUGCCUGCUGUCCUUCUGCUGAUAGCUCUUACGGUGACAGAUGACAACCUGGUAAGCAGCGCUGCAUCUCACUGACUAACGAAGGUGUGACAGGACCUUGAGUCUCAUGGUUCUCUCAAUUAUCUUGAAAGAGGGUGCAGGUCGGUAGCAGAAGAGGUGAAAAACCAGCUAGUGAAAUAGAGUGUCUGUUGAGAACCAGCACCAGAGGGUGCCUUCAAAAGAAGAGAAGUGAGGUCUGGGUUGGGUUUUCCUUUCCUAAACCAAAAGGCAAGUAAUUCUGCUUGUUGAUAGCGGGGAUGGUUGUGACUCACCUGUAGCCUAAGGAUUGCUCUGUCCCGCUGGAAUACUUUACUAGUACUUUCUUUGGGAAGGUGCCAGUGUGUAAACACUGAGAAAAGCAGAACACCAAGAUAAACAAAGCACAAUGUACACUCUUUUUAUUACUGAAAUUACCUUUCUGCCAGGCAUUGCCUGUCCCAGCUCAAUAAAUUCUUGUGUCUCAUGCCUGGA
Messenger RNA from Falco peregrinus (peregrine falcon), 1942 nucleotides. It is a transcript of the gene MED9, whose product is annotated as mediator complex subunit 9. Gene Ontology annotation, cellular component: mediator complex. NCBI's taxonomy places the organism in Eukaryota, Metazoa, Chordata, Aves, Falconiformes, Falconidae. The record is from RefSeq and is a predicted model, not a curated record. The coding region runs from base 46 to 402 and encodes 118 amino acids. The transcript has 2 exons. Gene Ontology annotation, molecular function: transcription coregulator activity. Gene Ontology annotation, biological process: regulation of transcription by RNA polymerase II.